Pogona vitticeps (central bearded dragon) is the source of this 1653-nucleotide messenger RNA. The record is from RefSeq and is a predicted model, not a curated record. NCBI's taxonomy places the organism in Eukaryota, Metazoa, Chordata, Lepidosauria, Squamata, Agamidae.
AUGUUUGAGCUCACUGAAUUUUUAAUCCUUCUGAUUCUCUCUCUCUUAAUUGUACAGUUUCUGAAGCUGCAAUGGAUGCGCCAGAAGCUCCCGCCAGGACCGACUCCUCUUCCCAUCAUUGGCAAUCUGUGGCAUCUGGGCUUUGUGGUUAAGCAAGAGUCUCUCCUCAAGUUGAAAGACACCUACGGGAACAUUUUCACCAUGUGGAUGGGGCAGACACCUGUGGUCGUGCUCAAUGGGUAUGAAGCAGUCAAAGAGGGCCUUGUCACAUACUCAGAGGAGACCUCAGGAAGAGCCAAGUCUCCCUUGAUGACAGAUCUAAUGGGUGAAAAAGGCAUUUUUGUUACAAGUGGCCAUACCUGGAAGCAACAGAAACGCUUUGUCAUGACAACCUUGAGAAAUCUUGGGGUAGGAAAGAAAGACUUGGAAAACCGGGUACAAGUGGAAGCUCACAAACUGCUGAAGCUGAUAGCAAGCAAACAAGGAUCUUCCUUUGAACCCAAGAUUCCCAUCGUCCGUACUGUGGGUAACGUCAUAUGUUCUUUUGUGUUUGGUGACCCCUUUCCUCAGGACGAUGACUCUUUCAACAAACUGAUAAAAGCCGUCUAUCUCCUUCUCUUCGUGCCUUUUACUUUCUGGGGCAGGUUGUACGAUGCUUGCCCGACUGUUAUGAGUCACAUGAAAGGACUUUAUCGGGAGGUCUUCGAGAGCAAUGCCUUCAUUCACAACCUAGUGAGAGAGAAAAUGCAAAGCCACAAGGAAAGAUGGAGAAGAGGCCAGGAAAAUCAUGAUCUCAUCGAUUUCUAUCUUGACCAAAUUGCCAAGAGCAAAGAUGAUCCAUCAUCCACAUUCAAUGAAGAAAACUUGGUUCAAACAGCUGUUGACCUUUUAAUUGGAGGGAUAGAGACUGUAGCCAACACCCUGUGCUGGGGGCUGUGCUAUCUGCUAAAAUAUCCAGAUGUUCAAGAAAAGAUCCAGAAUGAAAUAGAUGCUGUUAUGGGACGCUCUCAAAUCAUCACUUAUGAGGACCGGGUCAAACUACCAUACACCAAUGCUGUGCUUCACGAGACGUUGCGCUUUUCGUCCGUGACAGGCAUCGCGACCAUGCGGUGCUGCUUGAAGGAUAUGACUCUGCUGGGAUUUCCGAUUGCUAAGGGAACUUUCAUAUUACCCAACAAGCACUCUGUGCUAUAUGACCCAGACUGCUGGGAAACUCCUUGGAAGUUCAACCCUGGACACUUCCUUGAUUCAGAGGGGAACUUUGUGAACAACGAUGCGUUCAUUCCUUAUGCAAUAGGUCGCCGUGCUUGCUUGGGGGAGCCAUUAGCUCAAACUGAGCUCUUCGUUUUCUUUGCUAAUUUGCUCCAUGCCUUCAAGUUCCAGCUGCCCGAUGGAAUAAAGGAUGUCAGCCUCGAAAGCAUCGUGGGAGGUACACGAGAGCCACGUCCAUUUGAGAUCCUGGCCAUUCCUCAUUAGCCUGCCCGCCUCCCAGACUGUACUGUAUAUGAACAAGACUCUGAGGACAGAUCAACUGCAGCUAGAUUGUACAAGUUAAUGGACUCUUGAUUGAGGAUUCUGCCACAACCAGACAAUCUUUUGAAACCAGCCUUCUCUUUGUUAAUAAUUUGUGACAACAAUCUUAUUGCCACCCUG